Neospora caninum is the source of this 1899-nucleotide messenger RNA. RefSeq names its product Homology to unknown gene, related. Lineage: Eukaryota; Apicomplexa; Conoidasida; Eucoccidiorida; Sarcocystidae. Bases 1 to 1899 code for a protein of 632 amino acids. The record is from RefSeq and is a predicted model, not a curated record. The transcript is spliced from 7 exons.
AUGGGCUUCUUCUCCAUCUUUGCUCCUGCCGAUCGAAAGGCGGGGCUGCUGUCUCCUUCCUCCUCUCCUUCCUCAUCCUCUUCUUCCUCCUCACCCUUUUCUUCCUCUUCUUCCUCCUCAUCCGUUUCUGUCUUUUCUUCUUCCUCCUCCUCCUCUUCUACCUCCUCAUCCUCCUCUUCCUCCUCAUCCGCCUCUUCCUCUCCGUCUUCUUCGUCCGCUUCGGGCGUUUCUUCCCUUCAAGACUGUGCGUGUUUUUCUCGUUUCCUCCAUGACAAGCGCGUGAUUCAAGAGCAGGUUUUCCUCGAACGUCACAUCGACGCGUACCACCUCGUCGCCUGUCUGUUGGAGCAUUAUCCUCCCCACUUGAUUCAGAACGACGCCGACCUCGUCGAAAUUCUCUACCGCUUCUCCCUCACCGACACCGCCUACAAACUCCUCGAGCAAAAGGCCUGCGCCGAAAACCUGAGAGAAAAACCCAAACACUUUUCUAACCUCGUCCAAAAACUCUCCUUUUGCCCCUCGUCUUUUUCGUCAGUCUCCUCGUCCUCUCUCCUGUCCUUCUCUUCUGCCGACUCUCGCGUCCUCCGUGGCGGAGAGGAGAGUCCCCAGGCGCAGCCAGGUCGACGCGAAGGAGAGAAGGAAGAGAAUGGAGACACAAAAACAGGCCACCGCCUCUACUGUGGGGAGACGCACGGCUCACCCUCGCUCCCGUGUCGAUCGGCAGACUGCGGCUUGCGGCAGUUCUGCGAACGAGGCCAAGCCGGAGAAUGCAGUUGCAUGCAACUGGUCAGCGGACGGUCGGUGCCGCGAGGCCAGGAGACACAGAGCGAAGAAGGGGAGGCAUCCUCCCGCCUACCAGGCGCCAAAAAGGCCCAGACUGCCGCAGAAGACCAGAGAGAAAACGAGGGAGGAGACCAGCGGGACGAGGAGAGAAAGCAGAGCGCUGGAACGGGGAAGGAAGAGGACGAGGCGCUUCGUGUAGAUCGGUUCCGUGUGCUGCCGGGUUCCCUUCUCGAGACGGUGCUGAAGCAGCCGCUCCAUCCUCUCGUCACUGGCCGUCGGCCGAAUGCGUGGCACAGCGCGGUGGCUGCGGACGACAUGCGGGUGUACGUGCGGAACUACGAAGACAAUCGUGAGCUGCUCACUUUCCGCAUCGAGGGCGACGUCGAGGCUCCGCUCGAGGCGAUUCUCUCUGUGCUGAACGAAGUCGAUCUUUUCAAGAACUGGGUGCCGUACUUUUCGCGGCCGUUCAAGCUCGGACUCCGCGAGGUCGUCUCCACCUCAUUGGGGCGCGUCGACCAGAUCGUGCAGUUCCACGUCGACUUCCCCUGGCCCCUGUCUAACAGAGAUGCUCUCUUCGAAGUCUGGGCAGUCGAUGAUUUCGAGCGAAAUUCCCAAAUCGCGGUGAAGAUGACGACUCUCGACCACGAAUCCCCAAGUCCCCGACAUCGGGUUCCGGUCCCAAAACCCGCCAAGGACGUCGAGCGGAUGUGCGUGGAUGGGAACCUCGUGAUCGUCCCGCGAGGCAGCAACGCCUCUUUUCUUCGCCUCCUGUGGCAUACGAACUGCCGCAUGCAUGUCCCCCUGAAAAUGGUGGAUUUCGUCUCCAGCGCUUUCCAGAGUGCAUGCAAAGCAGCCAUGACCGGCGAGCACGAGGCGAGGCGAGCCAAAAACAGAUUUCUGUACGGUUUCAUUGAAGCUCGACUAAGUGAAGUUGGUCUCAGCGAGUGCGGCACCGCAAAGCUUCCGGCUGGACCGGAGGUGUCGGGCGCUCAGACUGCAGAUACAGACGUCCACGGAGACGCGUCUGCCAAGCUAGACGAGGAGGAUGAUGAGUUCUUCGACGCAAUAGAAGGCGACGACAGUGGCUGUGCGGCACACAGCGCGGACUGCGAGUGA